Molecule: messenger RNA, 1952 nt
Organism: Spea bombifrons (plains spadefoot toad)
Lineage: Eukaryota; Metazoa; Chordata; Amphibia; Anura; Pelobatidae
Gene: ST8SIA2
Product: ST8 alpha-N-acetyl-neuraminide alpha-2,8-sialyltransferase 2
Exons: 6
Coding region: 265-1392 (375 amino acids)
Biological process (GO): N-glycan processing; oligosaccharide metabolic process
Molecular function (GO): alpha-N-acetylneuraminate alpha-2,8-sialyltransferase activity
Source: RefSeq, a predicted model, not a curated record
UGCAUGGAUCUCUUUCCUCUCCUUCCCUGUGUCUGUAGCAGCGUGGACUCUGAUGAUAGGUGACAAUGAUCUGCCACCAGCACCAUUCCCACAUCAAGUCAUCAGAGGAGGAGAGAGAGGACAGCCAGGAUACUUGCCUUCUGGCUAGGAGUGCUUUAAGCUUGCAAUGAGCUGGGAUUUACUUGGAUCUCUUUGGGGCUGCGGACAGAGCUCUCUUUCCUCUCCUUCUUGUUGAUAUACCUCGCCACACUCACAGGCAGAGCCAUGAAUCUGGACUUUAAGAGCUGGGUGCUGGCCACUGUCACCUUGUUAGUGGUGUUUCUCAUCCUGGCUGAUAUCUCUGAGCUGGAAGUGGAGAUCGGGAGUCCUGGAGGGAGAGGCACAAUCAGAUCAGCUGUGGAAAGCUUACAUAGCAAAUCUAAUAGAGGAGAAUUAGCAAUAAACGAGUCAUCGACUCCAGCUGUACCUGACAGAAGUAAUGAUCACAUCAAGUACAACAUCAAAUCAACCUCAACCAUGUGGAAACACAACCAGACCCUCUCACAAAAGAUCAGAAAACAAAUAUUGCAUUUCUUGGAUGCUGAAAGGGACAUCUCUGUUCUGAAGGGAACAUUGAAGCCUGGUGAUAUAAUACAUUACGUGUUUGAUCGAGACAGCACCAUGAACAUAUCUAAGAACCUGUAUGAACUCUUACCAAGAACAUCGCCGCUCAAAAAUAAGCAUUUUAAAACAUGUGCUAUUGUGGGAAACUCUGGGAUAUUGCUGAAUAGUGGCUGUGGAAAUGAAAUUGACUCUCAUGACUUUGUAAUAAGGUGCAAUCUGGCACCUGUUGAGGAGUAUGCUCGAGAUGUUGGCAGAAAGACCAAUCUAGUAACCAUGAACCCAUCAGUAGUCCAGCGUGCCUUUGAGGACUUGGUUGAUGAUACGUGGAAGGAGAAAUUCCUGCAACGUCUGAAAAGUCUUAAUGAAAGCAUCCUGUGGAUCCCAGCAUUUAUGGCCAAGGGUGGAGAGGAGCGAGUGGAGUGGGUGAAUGACCUCAUCAUUAAGCAUCAUAUCAAUGUGCACACUGCCUACCCUUCCUUACGCCUGCUCCAUGCGGUCCGAGGGUACUGGCUCACAAAUAAGGUACACAUAAAAAGGCCUACUACUGGACUCCUGAUGUACACUCUGGCAACACGUUUCUGCAACAGGAUCUACUUGUAUGGGUUUUGGCCAUUCCCCCGAGAUCUCCACCAGAACCCUGUAAAAUAUCACUACUAUGACAGCCUAAAAUAUGGUUAUACAUCACAGGCAGGCCCACAUGCCAUGCCCUUGGAAUUUAAAGCACUGAAAAAUCUACACUUACAAGGAGCAUUGAAACUUACAGUCGGAGAAUGUGAAGCAGCUACAUAGCACCAUAUCUAACCUAGUUCCUUCAUACACCAAGAACUGGUGAGACAAAAAUAGGAGAAACUGGCUAGUGACACUCUAAUUGUCCAAAUGUAAAUGAGAUGAAAACAAUAUUGUUGGCUUUUAAUGGAGCAUCGAGGCUCAGGUAGCAAGAAGCUAUAGUGGUUGAUGUGAUGGUGAAGUAGAGUGAUCAGGAUACCUAGUGCUUCAUAGAUUUGAAUCAAUAUAGUACUGAAGGUCUCGAACAUCUAGUAGUAUUCUGCUGUAGGUCUCUUCUUCAUUGCUCUAAAACUGUAGUACUAGCGAAGCCACAACUACAAUAGAAAGUAUGUCUUGUCCAAGGGUGAUCCUGGUGCUAAUUCUGUUCGGUAAUGACGUAAAAGGUUUCUAUUAUGUUCUGUGUUUCUUUUUUUGUCCCAUGGAGACAUACUAAUAUACAUCAGCUGAAUUAGUGGUAGAUAAACCUAAAUGUUACAUUAUUAUAGGGAUAUGUUAUUCAAAGAACAUAAGACAAUCAUCUUGAAGGAUGUUAAAAAAAAUUGUAAGUGGAAUGUGCAGUAAAA